Messenger RNA from Symbiodinium necroappetens, 658 nucleotides. Lineage: Eukaryota; Dinophyceae; Suessiales; Symbiodiniaceae. The record is from the annotation of a GenBank genome assembly.
GAGCAAGUUCUCGGUCUUCUUCACAGAGGCCCCUGCUGGCUUCACUGUGUUUGUGGACGAUUCCGAUGUCUUCGAGGAACAGGAUGGCGAGCCACAACUGCGGGAGAUGCUGGAAACCGGGGGAUGGGCCUGGGCUUCCGUUCCCGAGCACCAGGCCUUCGAGAUCGCCGCCUGGCUGUGCUGCUCUGCAAGGCAGCCGAGCUCAUUCGGCCGCAUGCUGGCCUUCGUGAAGCGGGCGCACAACGUGCUGAAACUCCUGGGCAAGAACAAAGGCCGGCUGGUUCCCUACUGUGAAUCGGAAGACUGGAUUCGCAGGAGCAACGUUCUGCUGCGCGCACCAACAGGUGUCGACAUUGGGGAGAGAUACGUUGCCGAUGAGAAAGUCCUCUGUGACUGCCUCCACCAUCUGCUAGUGGAUCAGCAGGGAUGGCUCGGGAUGGCGGACAUUAAACGCCUCUUCCGUAGUCGCUUCGGUGCCGAAAUUAGCGAGACAGCUUUCGGAUGCGCAUCGAUGACAGAGCUGCUGUCGCAGCCGUUCAUACGGGCUCGAUUGGGAGCGUGGCUGUGGAUAUCUCAGCUUUUCGAAGAAGAUGCCGCGCCGGCAACAAUGCAACAUCCGCACCCUUCAGGACAGAAUGACGGUGCUGCGCCACUCUGA